Messenger RNA from Fusarium vanettenii 77-13-4, 810 nucleotides. RefSeq lists its product as uncharacterized. The record is from RefSeq and is a predicted model, not a curated record. Bases 1 to 810 code for a protein of 269 amino acids. The transcript is spliced from 4 exons. Lineage: Eukaryota; Fungi; Ascomycota; Sordariomycetes; Hypocreales; Nectriaceae.
AUGACUAUCCAGGGGCUUAUGGGAAAAUACCCAAGGGAAUUCGUCCCAGGGAGACAUCCCGGGAGGAGGCUUAGGGCGGUAGAUCAAUCACUCGAAACUCGACCUGGUCCGGUUGAAGAACUGGAUGGCCUCGAGGCCUGCGUUGGAGAGUUGGAAAAUGAGCUCGGGCAGUUGGAGGAAGAGAUCAGCGGCACCACUGACACCAACGCCAAGGUGAAGCAACUCGAAGACAACACAAAGAGUUUCAGGCAAAUACUACACCACACGCAAGCCAAUGACAGCCAACAGCGUCAAGUUGCUGUGGCCGAGCAUGUCCAAGCAGUGUUUGAGCUUCUGUUGCCCUUCAAACGGACACAUGCGACUGUGAAGCUACCGUACAGCAACUGGAAGGAGCCUCGCCACCAUUUUCCAGUCACCUUAGGUCCCGGUAACUUGACGGACAGUGUCGCCUCUUUGCGAUGUGGCCAGUCACCGCUCCCACCCCAAGCCAUCGCUCCGUACACGAACAAGGCUAAGCAAGCAAUGCUUUCAGCCACCGAGUUAUACCAUGAAAGUCCUCUCGAGCUGUCAAUACCCGAUAGCCGCACGCGAGUCGAGUUUGAACAAGCCCUAGACAUGCUUGGAAAGGUCAGCGUCGGCCACCCCAUCUCAGCGAGAGAUGCCCGCGAGAUGGGCCCAAUCCAAGGGCCCACAGACACUUUCAUUCUGUGCUCCAGCCCUGAAGCACGAGAUAUUCUUCGCAAUGGGCCCCCAAACUUGCCGAUGCUGAUCAUCGAUGAUGAAAGCAAGCAAGCCGCGUUCAACCAUUGA